Messenger RNA from Drosophila eugracilis, 2533 nucleotides. RefSeq lists its product as uncharacterized. Gene Ontology annotation, molecular function: nucleic acid binding. The record is from RefSeq and is a predicted model, not a curated record. Lineage: Eukaryota; Metazoa; Arthropoda; Insecta; Diptera; Drosophilidae. Bases 1706 to 2272 code for a protein of 188 amino acids. The transcript has 2 exons.
GGACUUGUCUUGAAAAUUUCACCUCCAGGAUAUCCCCUUUAUCGUCUUCCAAAAAGUUUGGUCCGACGUAAAGAGGCUGGCCGGCGUACCACCACAGCCGUUUCGAUUUUUGAAGUGCGAUUCAGGUGUCGUAACAGGUUCUGAGGAUAUCGCAGAAGAGUUCGGGCAUCUUUGGUCAAACUAUUCGGCUGACAGUAACUUUUCAGACGAAUACGUACACCAAAAAGACGCCUAUUUAUCGCAGUCCUAUCUUCUAACAGCUCUGUCAUCACCUGCCAAAUGCUUAGAAAAAAACUUCACAUUAGCCGAAAUCGAAUAUGCAUUAGCCGGGUUAAAGGGUAAAACCCCUGGGGCAGACCGGAUAUCCUACCCAAUGCUUAAGGAAAUGCCAAUCUCCCUUAAAACCAGGCUUUUAGGAGUAUACAAUCAAAUUUUUAGCUCCGGAAAAUACCCACACAGUUGGAGAUCAGCCACUGUCAUCCCAUCCCAAACCAAAUAGACCUCCGGCAGAAAUCAACAGCUACCGCCUCAUUUCCCUCCUAUCCUGUUUAGGAAAAGCUGUAGAAAAAUGAUUGCCCGCCGACUUAUGUGGUUCAUCACCCGAAAUAACCUGAUCUCGCAGAACCAAGUUGCAUUUAAACACUUCUCGUCAAACGCUCUUUCCACGAAAAAUCACGUCUCUACAUUAGCGACUGAUUUUGAAAGAGCCUUCGAUCGCGUGGGAAUUCAUGCCGUACUUGGUCAGCUUCAGCGCUGGGGUGUUGGUCCAAGACUUUAUAACCUUAUAAAGGCCUUCAUGACCAAUCAUUCCUUCAGAGUUCGCGUAAACAACAACACCUCCAACACAGUCUCUAUAACGGCAUACCGCAAGGCUUAAAUAAGGCUUUCAGUAGUUCUUUUUAUUAUCGCUUUUGAUAAACUUAAUUGUAUUUUAAGUAGACAUAAGGACAUUCAACUCUCAAUAUACGCAGAUGACGCUAUUAUUUUUUCCAAAUUAAAAAAUGUAAAUAUUGUUAAAGAUAAAUUUGUAGAUUUAUUAAGUGAAAUAGAUUCCUGGGGAGCCAUUUCGGUUGCGUCCCUAGCCAUUGAAAAAUAUAAAUUACUCCAUAUUUGCCGCAAACACAGAUGCACUCUCUCCCAUAUUAACUUUAAAAAUAAAAGAAUAGAAAAUGUUAAAAGUUUAACAAUUUUGGCUUAACCUUCGAUACCAAACUCCUAUUUGAUCAGCAUUGUAUUAAACUAAGAAAACAACUGGAGUCCAGAUUUAACAAUAUAAAAUUUUUGUCAUCCAAAUAUACUAACAUCCAUAUUAAUACACUAAUAUGAAUUACUCGUGCCCUGAUGCUUUCCAAAAUAGAUUACGAUCUACCAGUUUACGGAUGGUGUGCAAAAUCACACUUAAACAAGUUGCAGGCUCCAUACCAUGGUGCAAUCCGAUGUGCUAUAAACGAUUUUCCUACCUCACCUACCGCAUGCAUUUUGGCUGACCGUGCAGCUCGUUUGCAAAAUGCAUUUAACAAAAAAUGCUCUACUAAGGAAGGAUUUCUCAGCCAUGUUCAAGCAAAAACGGAAUUACAAAGUCAUAUCAACGCUUAGGCGGUGUGCCAGCUUCACAACGCAGCUUGGCCUUCCCCCGCCCAAUCAUAGGAAUACUGCUAAGCUACCAGCCUAUUGAAACAGCACAAAAGCUAAUGUGAUCCCUAAUAUGUACAACGGCUCAAAAAAUAAUACCACCAAAGCUGAAUUCCAGACCCGCUUUCGAUGCCUACAUGAAAAACUCGGCACAAAAUCUUGGCUCUACACCGAUGGAUCAAAAACAGACGACGACACUACCUUUGCUGUUGUUGACAGUAAUGACAAAAUAAUCUCAGGUGGAAUGCAACCCCCUUACAACUCCAUAUUUACUGAGGAAGCCUUCGCCAUAUUACAAGCCUGUCUCUUUGCCACCAAAUACUCGGGACACUUUGUAAUCUGUACCGAUAGCCUUUCCACCUUAUCUUUUUUACAAAAUUGGGGUCAAACCGAUCCCACAAUCGUGGAGAUAAGACGGCUUUCUUCUUUUAAUAAUAUAACCCUUGUAUGGACGCCCAGCCACCAAGCGGGCAUGUUCAACAUUCAUCCGCCUUCGUAUCGGGCACACCCGUGCAACACACGAACAUAUCCUUACUGGAACACCACGUCCCGCCUGCCGUUGCGGCGAACACCUCAACUCAUGCCGUCUUCUGGAGAGCGUCAGGGCCCUGAUUUUCGGCCAGAAAAAACCCUCCGAUAGUUUAAAUAUAAUUUCACAAGAAACCAUUAUGAACAUUUAUCAUUUUGUCAUUAGAACCAACCUAAAUAUUUAAGUAUUUUUAUCUUUUUAUCUUUAUCUCGAGUCGUAGGCCCUAGGAGCUAGUACUCUUUAAUAAAUGUAUUAGAUUUAGUAUUGUAUACUAGAUGUAAUUUUGUUAAAUAAAUAAAUAAUGAUAAACGCCGAAUGCCUUACGGAUCUUUUAUCUGAUCACUCGCCAGUCCUUUUUACUCUACUCCGACA